GGGAGUCCUAGACCAAGUCUGUCAUGCCGCCGUUCUCGCAUUCCGAGAAUUUGUACCUCGGACAGAAGACCGAGAGGGGUUGACAUGGCAGACCGCUCCACAGGCGAUCUUAUUUCUUGUGCCGUACUUAUUCAUGGCAUAUCUUGUCCGACGACGGGAUACGCGCUUGAUGCGAGUGCUACUACUGCCGACCGUGAUUGCUAUGACGGUCCGAUGUACGUUCCGCUACCAGUGGAAGGAUAUUCGCUUCAAGUGGUUCGAGUGGGAUCGAGGCUUAGUGGGCCUCGUUGUCAUCGCUAAAUCUAUCGACUUCGCUCUCGUAAGAGAGGGACGAUUCAAAGUAGGCGAGAAGGAGCUCCCCGCGAUCUCCGACCCAGAGCAGAACACGACACAGCGCCGACGAACUAUCCCAGGCAAAGAAGAACCACUAGCGGACCGCGAGGAUUGCGGUAUAGUCGGAAACUUCCUCCCUCGCGCCCUGUACGACGCCCUCGAGGUUGGACUAGCGAUGCGCGGCGUCGGUUGGGACUUCGGGCAGUCGUUAUACAUCCCCUCGGGUGAGCGACCCUCGGAACGCGACGCCUUCAUUAGAGCAACGCUCUGGAGGUUCGCUAGGAAUAUGCUCUAUAUCGACAUAUGGGAAACCAUCGAGAAGCUCACACCGGGUGUGUCCUCGACGGGGGGCACGAUCUUCCUCUCCCAACUUCCGUUCUUCCAGCGGUAUGCGUGUUCGACGUUCCUCCACCUUGGGCACGGGCUGUUCAUCGCCGCUGGGGUGUCUUGCGUAUACGACAUUUUCUCGCUCAUUGGCGCGUUAUUCUGCGGGUCGAAGCCCGACGACUGGCCGCCAAUUGCUGGUGACGUCUGGGCUGCCCAGUCGCUACACGAAUUCUGGUCCAAGGGAUGGCAUCAAUCACUUCGGUACAUAUUCCUAACCUACGGUGGAUUCCCAGGACAAUGGCUCGCAGGCAACGUCGGAAUGGUAUUCGGGACCUUCCUCGCUUCCGCUCUAUUCCAUGAGAUCGGUAUCGCGACUACAGGCGUCGCCAUGGACCGCCGGGUGUUCGUGUUCUUCCUUCUACAGGCUGUGGGCAUCACGAUGGAGAGAGGCUUCGGGAUGCUCACUGGAAGGAGAGUUAGUGGCAUACUUGGUUUCGCGUGGGCCGUCCUAUUCGUUCUUGGCUUCGGCCAGAUGUGCACCGAUUCUUGGUUCAAUAGAGGCAUUGCAGGGGCCCUCGCUGUGCCAGAGUCCUUGAGUAUAGGGAGACAGAUAAUUUUGCCCACUCUCAGGGGCUUGGCACAUCUAUAUACACCAGUACUAGUGUCCUAGACUAUCUGAACAUAUGCCUGAGUGUCGCAAGGGGGUUUCACAUACAUGAAA
Dichomitus squalens LYAD-421 SS1 is the source of this 1381-nucleotide messenger RNA. RefSeq lists its product as uncharacterized. The transcript has 4 exons. The record is from RefSeq and is a predicted model, not a curated record. Gene Ontology annotation, biological process: lipid metabolic process. NCBI's taxonomy places the organism in Eukaryota, Fungi, Basidiomycota, Agaricomycetes, Polyporales, Polyporaceae. The coding region runs from base 134 to 1330 and encodes 398 amino acids.